AGCAUCACAACGAUGUGGGGGAACAGAGAUGUUGCCGCUCGUGGAAAAAGAACAAUGUUGAAGCAACUCUCCCUUUAUCUCAAGCGAGUGUUUCCAGUCUUGGGAUUACAGGCACGUUCCCUCUGGAUUUCCUGCCCACUGAAGGAUGCUCUGUUCUGACGCCGUUCCUGCCGUGCCCACAGUAAGGACUACAGGACUUUUCUCACUGUUUCCAGCUACCUGCCCGAGAGCCACCGAUCCAGCUGGAGGAGUCGCGUGCAGCCCAUGGAGUCCAGCCCCAUGGUAGAGCCACUCCACGCUUGUGCUUGGCAAUAGAGAGAGACGCAAAGAGAUUAGAAACAUUGGCACCUGAUCAGCUCCAUGGUUUUCUGACUUUAUCCAGGCUGUGAUUUUUGGCAUCUGAUAAAGAGAUGACCCAGGAACAGUGUCCACAUAGGAACAAUGUCCAAAGCACCGAAAAGCCACAAGUGUAUAAAGUGGGAAUCUACGGCUGGCGGAAACGUUGCCUUUACUUUUUUGUUCUCCUCCUCAUGAUCCUCAUCGUGGUCAACCUUGCUCUCACCAUCUGGAUCCUCAAAGUCAUGAACUUCACUAUAGACGGCAUGGGCCACUUGCGCAUCACGGAUAGAGGCCUGAAACUGGAAGGCGAUUCAGAAUUUCUUCAGCCGCUGUAUGCCAAAGAAAUCCAGUCCAGACCAGGAAGUCCAUUGUUCCUGCAAUCCUCUAAGAAUGUUUCUGUCAACAUCCUCAAUGAGAAGAAGCAGUUAGUAUCUCAGCUCAUUGCAGGUUCUCGGGGAGUUCACGCACGGGGUAAGAUGCUGGAGGUGAAAUCGAGUACAGGAAAGCUUCUAUUCUCUGCGGACGACCAUGAGGUGGUAGUCGGUGCAGAGAGAUUACGAGUUAUGGGAGCCGAGGGGGCCGUGUUCAGCAGCUCGGUGGAGACUCCGCACGUGAGGGCCGAGCCUUUCAAAGAGUUACGACUGGAGUCUCCCACGCGUUCACUAUACAUGGAAGCUCCUAAAGGUGUGAAGAUAGAAGCGGACGCAGGUGAUUUUCAAGCGACCUGCAGGAGCGAUUUGCGUCUGGAGUCGAAAGAUGGAGAGAUCAGCUUGGAUGCCAAGAAAAUCAAGCUCCUACGCCUGCCCGAGGGAAAGGCCUCCCCCUCUGGAAGCAGACAGACUGUGUUUGAGGUGUGUGUCUGUCCCAAUGGAAAACUCUUCUUAUCACAAGCAGGAACUGGCUCUACCUGCCAGAUCAGCAACAACGUAUGCCUCUAAAAAUACACACACACUCGCACAUGAAGAGGAUCGGCUCCUCUUGAAGAAUCCAACCGGAACUGACAAUGGAUUUUCUCAAAAUACUUUCAGAGUGACGUCCUCUCUUUUCAUAAACAACGUCGGAACCAGAAACUUUUGAGGUGAUCACCGGAAUACAAUUCAACACGACAGUCGCCGAUCAGCUCCAAAACCAAUGUUUUGUUUUUCAUUAAGAUUUGAUCUAUUUUUACAGCCAUUUCAAUAAAGACGGGACUGUGGGCGCUAUCGUACAUAAAUAUGACAUUUCUCCUCUUUUCUGAAGUCAGAAUCAUUUGAAACAGAAUAUCACAUGUUGUGCUAUUAUUCAAGUCUGUGAAAUACAGAAAUACAGCUACAUUUAUUCGGCAGACACUAUCCAAAGUGACUUGCAGCAGAUUCAACCUCUUUAUUUUUAUCGUUUCCUGGAAAUCCAACUACAGCCAUCUGCAACACCAAUCUGAUAUUUCCUUCCAACGGAAAACCUUUGUGACGGUGAUCACCUGUAUCCAAACUGUGCUCACACCGGGCUCCAACCCGUGCGCCCACUUCUGUUCAAAAAGGAGAACAGCGCCUGUGCCUUAAUUCAAUGCACUCGUGGCAAGAAGCACACCCCACUGACUUUUAUUUAGACAUGGAGACUUCGAUUCAUUUCAGUUACUUGCCUUUUGCUCCCGAAAAUUAACUUUUUUUAAUUACGCGAAAAAUGCAGUGACACCUAAUGACCCCGUUUAGAAACAGAUUAACUCACCCGUUAUGUUGCCGAUAAUCGCUUUCAUUUGGAAUGGAGAAGAGAACCUUAUCUGUGAUUUAGAUUUCAAGUUUUGUUUUUCUGCUUGUUUCGUUUUGCACAGAAUGAGGAUAAGUUGUGUUCGGGGGAAACAUUUGUUUCCGUGUGUUUUUAAAACUGAUUUAAACUUUUGUGUUCUUGUGUGUGGUUGAAAACUAAAAUGUGCUACACGAACCGCUGAGACCCAACCAAAAUUGAUGCUGUCAUUGUGUCAUGUAAUGAGACUCUGAAAGAUUGAACUGAAAGAUGACUGUUCCCAUGAUCAUACAGAGGGAUUUGUCUUUGUUAUGGAUGAGUUUGAUUGUAAUUGAUUUCACCCUCUGUCUAAUAAUCUAACAAGUUUAAUUAAAGUUUUAAAGUUCUAAAUGACCACAAAUUAGAUCAUAACCUCAUUUCUUUCUUCACCUCUGGAAUCUAUACAGAUGUGUGUUAUAUACACGUAUGUUAACAAUUUGAGCUGGAAUUCUAAUUUGAGAAAAUAAUUUGAAGAAAUAAAAGUUAGGAUUGUAGGAUGUAAGGAAUUUAAACAACAUAUGUCUUAUAACAAAGUAAUAAGGGGAAAAGUUUUCUGUCACUAAUGAAAAUUGUAUGAAUGGCCAUGUCAGCUCUUUUCUUCAAUUCAAUCACACAAGAUGAUUUUUUAAAAAUUGACAAAUCGAUGAUGAGAUGUGGGGCUGUUUAACGAUUAAUCGCAUCCAGAAUAAAAAUGUGUGUUUUUAAUAACCUAUGUCUGUGAAAUGUGCAUAUUAAUUAUGUAUUUAUAAACACAUACACAUACAUGUUUAUAUUUAAGAAAAAUAUACAAAUGAAUAAAUGUUUAUAUGUAUUUAAAGUUUUAAUUUAAUAUUAAUAUAUACACAAGGAAAUAUUUCCUAAAUAUAUACAUGUGUCCAUGUAUGUGUUUAUACAUGCGAAAUGAAUAUGCACAGUACACAGCCAUUACAUAUAUUAUGUAAUCACAAACUUUUAUUCUGGAUGCGAUUAAUCGUUGAACAGCCCAACUGAGAUGAAGUAUAGAUCCUCAAAUGUGGAAUCAAAUACAAAGACAUUCUGAAUUUUCUUAAAUUCUCAAUCAUGUCAAAGUGUGUGCUGAUAGUUUUCUUUUUUUAUUAUGCAUACAGAAGCAUUUUCACUCGUGGUCUCAGACUUUUGAACCCGACUGUACGUUUGCCCAAAUAAAAAUAAAAAAACCUCAAGUACUCCUAUUAGACUCAGACCGACUCCGUGAAGCACUUUUUCACAUUUUCUCCUGUAUAAUUACAAUCAUUUCACACUCCAAUGAAUAAUAUCCCACUGAAGGAAGAAAAAAAUUCCCUUGAUAUAACUAAUGUGAUUCUCACUGUAACUCAUUACCACUGGCACACUAAAUUUGAAGCAAUGAGGAAUGACAGCUGUGAUCAUUGCAUUUAAAAGCUAGCGAUUGUUGACGUCCUAUUAACAUACUAAAUGCUGUGAGUAGACAGGGACACGGGGAGAUCUGUGGGGAACGGCACAGCAUCACAGAAGGGCUUCAUCUGAUUUUUUUCUUUGAUUUUUCAGGAGAUUUUGAAACUCCAUAGCGUGUGUGUGACGUGCUUGAUUCAUCUUGUCUAACAUCUUUUGCAUGAUUUAAAGUCAUCGACAGAUACAUAACUUUUUUUGUUUUAGUUUAAAGAUGGGACAUGACCACAGAGAGCAAAAACACUAUUGUUUUUUAUGUAGUGUAUUUCCCUGUCUUGCACGAAUAGCUCAACUAAAAGCAGGACUUUAGGACGAACACUUUGGUUGUUUUAUGUGCCCAUUUAUUCUGUUUGAUGAACUACAUUUUGUGCUAAAUAAACAUUUUCUCUUCAGCCAUUUUGCGUGUUCAGGAAAAGAUUUAGCCUUUAAUUUCGUCUCUUCUCCAAAAAGAUGUUAAUUCUCAACUACGUGUAUGUACAAUUUUGUAAUAGGAGCACAAAAUGUUUCCUAUAUUUUUUGAUAAUAAAAAUACACAUCAGCUCAAGUGUAAGUUAGCUUUUCGUGUGUGACAAAAUAUACUGGAUGAAUCUCCCUCAAGUAUACAUUUGUGUAAAUAAAAUAGGGACUUUCCUCUCGUAAAUGGCUAAUAUGACAACACUAAAUGCCUUGGGUUGAAAUUGGGGCUCAUUUGUUUGGUUUCUUAAAAAUAAUGCAGCGUUUUAUCUUUGGUCAGUCAGACUCACGUGUUUUUUGUUGUACACUUUCACUCAUUAAAACUUUGACAAUUUGUUGAAGACUGGAAACUUAUUUUAUUUUUCUUUAUUUUCUAGUUUUUCUGUAGUUUUUCUUUGAUUUUUUCCUUUUUUGAGGUAAUAUUAAUAAUGAAAAUCCUCACACAUUCUAUGCAAAACGUGUGGUUGUAGAGAGGAAUUUAUUGAUGCAAAGAAACAUGUCAGCUGUCUAUAUUACAUUUAUUAUACUUAAUGUAUACCGGUUUGUAUUUAUGAAUUGAGUUGCAACCUAAACUGAAACAAUAAACUUGAUCAAAGAAAA
Messenger RNA from Triplophysa rosa, 4575 nucleotides. It is a transcript of the gene sgcd, whose product is annotated as sarcoglycan, delta (dystrophin-associated glycoprotein). The transcript is spliced from 8 exons. The coding region runs from base 411 to 1277 and encodes 288 amino acids. NCBI's taxonomy places the organism in Eukaryota, Metazoa, Chordata, Actinopteri, Cypriniformes, Nemacheilidae. The record is from RefSeq and is a predicted model, not a curated record. Gene Ontology annotation, biological process: heart contraction; cardiac muscle tissue development. Gene Ontology annotation, cellular component: sarcolemma; sarcoglycan complex.